AUGGAUUGGACCCACGAUCUAGUCCGUCACGCCUCGCUCAAUCCCCCGCGCUCAGAGGAUCAUCGAUCUCGCGAAACAUCAGCAUACUCGUCUCCUAUCUCGGCCUCGGGGUCCCAGGGAGGAAUUUCCCCUAUUGGGUUGGGGAUCUCCAGCUGCGAACUUGAGAAUGAUUUCAACCAACUGAGGGUCUUCCCUCCCACGCCUACACUGUCAUCCCAAUCAAUUCCUGAGGCGCCCACUCCCACUUUUGCAUUACCCUACAACGAUUACUCCAGCGCACCAUGCUAUCCAGCAGUUUACGGUGGACUCCCCAACAGUCUCUCAGAGCCUUCACUUGGGCUCUAUUGCCCCACAAUGAUUAGCGCAUCCCCCAGUUACAACCCUGCUAUGGAGGUUGGCCCGGGCCAAAAUGCUUUUCCAAGACAAAUGGCCGACAUUUGGAUGCACACACCGUGUUCGGGACUGACAACACCAUCGGAUCUUGGUUCGGUCCCGACUGUGACCGGGGCAGCAGGACAUUGGGACCAAAGUAUAUUUCCAGAUGCUUCCAUCCCCGCCAUGCCUCUAUUAUCAGCCAAUGAUAUCCCCUACAUAGGAGCCAUGGGAGCUAUGGGAGCCAUGGGAGCCAUGGGAAGAGAGAUCGGAUACGACAGUCCUCCUGGACAGCACAUCAACACCGGGCAAGUCAUGGCUCAGCCUCACAGCUCUGCCGGUGAAGAGACGACCGAGAAGCUCAGAAAGUCCAGCAGGAAAAAACGCUGUGCUUCGGCGGACAAGUUGAUAUCUGCCAGUGGCUUAGAAUGCCCUGUUUGUGGCGCGGAGUUUACCAGACGGUCCAACUGCAAAGAGCACCAAAAGUUGCACAAUCCCGAAUGGAAGAACAACUAUCGAUGCAGUGACUGCCCCAAGACAUUUGGGAGAAGUUCUGAUCUCAAGAGGCACAGGAACACAGUGAGCAAACUGACCGACAAAAAGCCUCAGAGCAGAUACUAA
Molecule: messenger RNA, 993 nt
Organism: Penicillium paradoxum
Lineage: Eukaryota; Fungi; Ascomycota; Eurotiomycetes; Eurotiales; Aspergillaceae
Exons: 1
Coding region: 1-993 (330 amino acids)
Cellular component (GO): nucleus
Source: RefSeq, a predicted model, not a curated record